This is a messenger RNA of Prorocentrum cordatum, 1095 nucleotides long. Lineage: Eukaryota; Dinophyceae; Prorocentrales; Prorocentraceae. The record is from the annotation of a GenBank genome assembly.
AUGACGUCCAGGUCACAGUUCUGGGGACCACUGGGUCCGCCGCCUUCUCCGCCCCCGGGCAACUGGGACCCGCCGACCGUGGAGCUGAAUGUGGACACCCUCAUCCUGGCGGCCACGGCCCCGGUGCCAGGGACCAUCCCGAAGCCGCCAACUCCGCCUCAACCUCGCAUCCUGCCGAUCAAGAUGCUCAAGAGGUGGGUCCGCAAGCCCAGCCAGCAACAAGAGGCGAAGUACGAGGCCAAGGAGUCGGAAGUAAACACGUACAACCCUGCGAGCCGCUCCGCUAUCAAGAACUUCAAGCGGCGCCGCAAGUACAAGAUGCUCAUGGCCAUCAUGUGCAAGACGAUCGUCGAGGAGAAGAACAUCCCGUGCCCGUUGCUGCUGCCGAUGUCCAGUGGCGCCCUUGGUCAGCAUCGGUUCGUGCCAGAUCAACUUGCCGCCGCUGCCACUGGAGGGGAUGUAGACCUUGCCGUUGGCAAGGCAAUUUUCUACAACUUCGCGGAUGGCGCCUCGGUUCCUGAGAACAAGCCCAUUCGCCCUACCAUCGUCAAGGCGGAGUUUGCUGGCUUCAGCGCCGACGCCGAGACCUUCAUCCCAGGGAAGCCGUUCUUCCAGGACCUCGACAGGGGCCGUGUGGAGGAGCACGAUAUCUCGAGGGAGGGGCAGUGCGGCGAGGACAACGGCUUGAUGACCAUGACCCCCCUCGCGGUCACGGUGCCGCCGCCGCUUCAUGACCGUGACCCCCUUCGUGGUCAAGGACGCGCUCACUUCGAGCCGCAGGAGGGGCGCUUCGACCCAGGCUUGGACGACAUCUACGACAAUGGUGGCCACGUCGAGCCGCCCACCGACGUCACGCACGCUACUUCCGAGCCUUUCGAUGGCGUCGAGGACGGGUCCGACAUUUACGACACAGGUGGCCACGUCGAGCCGCCCACCGACGUCACGCACGCUACUGCCGUGCCUUUCAAUGGCGUCGAUGAUAAGUCGGAGCCCGAGGUCAUCAGGACGCAGAUCGAGGAGUCAGCUCUCACCACCAUCGGCGCGGAGAGGCUCGCGCGGCUCCGCAAGAUGGGCUACUUCGCGAAUGCAGCUUGA